AUGCUUAAAGUCGUUAAUGCUGCACAUAAUUACUCCAAGUCCAAAUGUGGCGAAAUUCAUUAUCAAUCUUCGACAUUUUCGAUUUUGUGCAUUUUUUGUGGUAUGAAAACGCUUGCAUUUUCUGAAUUCUGUGAACAUUUUAAUAAACAUUAUGAAGAAUUCACGAACGAAUUAUCUGAUACCGAAGUAGUGACUAUUAAUAUUGAAAGCAACAGUACGACAAAUUCCAAUUGUAAGCAUGAUCCAUUGAAAUUAGAAGCAGCAGAUCUGACAAAUAAUUCGGAAGUGGGAUUAAACGUUCUUGGGGCACCCAAUCAGGAAACAAUUAUAGUAGAAAAUAAAAACGAUGACAGCCUUACUGAUGUUCAGUUGCUUCCGCACAAAAUAGUAUUUGAUGCAAUACAAUAUGAUAAGAAUAUUGUAAAAGACAAGAUGAAAGAAGAAAGUGCUGACGUGAAAACUAAACCGACUAAUCAAACAAAUUUAGUAGAUUGUUCAACUUUCAGAAGGACUUCAGGUCAUGAAAACAUCAGUGAGAGCGAAUGUGAUCAUACGGAUACAAACCAUAUAGAAAGUACGCCAAAUGGGAGUAUUGAUUGGACGAAAUCCUAUGAACCAAAUUUGUUAAGAAAUAGUGACAAACGUCCUUACAAAGCACGUAAUACACCAAAUAUGUGCACAUAUUGUGGUAAAACAUUUCGUCGCCGUUUGCAGCUGGAUACGCAUUUAAAUAUACAUACCGGGUCCAAACCACACCAAUGUGAGAUUUGUGGACGUCAGUUUCGUGCAGUGACAACAUUAGCACGCCAUCGCAAUACUCACCAAAAUCGCUCCGAUUUCAACUGUAAGUUUUGUGUGAUGUCUUUUUCUCGGCGCGCAGCAAUGUUAAGCCAUGAAUUGCGGCACACACAAGAGCGAAACGUGCCAUGCGACGAGUGUGAAAAGCUAUUCUACACAGUUAAUCAAAUGGAUACACAUAAACGAAAAGUUCAUCAUUUGACGGAUGAUGCAUCUUUACCAUUUCAAUGCAAUUUGUGUACGAAUCGCUAUCGUAGUGCAUCUAUGUUAAGUACGCAUAAGUUCAAAAAGCACUAUAAAACAGCAAAAAUAUUUUGUGAGCAGUGUGACAAGAAGUUCAUUGAUGAAGCUCAAUUAGAGGUGCACAAAACUAUACACAAACCAACUCUGAAACAUAAUUCUUAA
Molecule: messenger RNA, 1203 nt
Organism: Bactrocera oleae (olive fruit fly)
Lineage: Eukaryota; Metazoa; Arthropoda; Insecta; Diptera; Tephritidae
Product: zinc finger protein 493
Biological process (GO): regulation of transcription by RNA polymerase II
Cellular component (GO): nucleus
Molecular function (GO): DNA-binding transcription factor activity, RNA polymerase II-specific; RNA polymerase II transcription regulatory region sequence-specific DNA binding
Source: RefSeq, a predicted model, not a curated record